AUGAUUUUUGAUGCGAAACUGUAUUCGGAAUGCUAUCCCACCCACUAUAAUUCUCAUUCAGGUCCUCAAGGCCCACCAGGAGUUCCAGGUCCCCGCGGUGCACGAGGUCGCCGUUGCAGAAUAGGAGCGCCAGGUUACCGCGGUCGCCGUGGUCGCUCAGGCAUACCUGGACAAAUAGGAGCUCCUGGAAUAAGAGGUCCUCAAGGAAUCCCAGGAAGGGGCCUUGAUGUUAAUGUUACGGAAAUUGAAAAUCUCGUUGAAAGAUUGAUGAAGUACAAUCCAGAAGAAAUAACCAUGUUUGGUGAGUAAAACGUAACAAACAUAAAUAUAAAUUAACAAGAAUUAACGGAGCUGAUUAUUAAUAAGUAAAUCCACCCUCGUCAAGUAGAGUGUUGAGCUAACGUUCAAAGAGCUAGCCCUUGAUCAGAAGGAAUUAAAGGAUUGUGAGUGUAAUUUAAUCGUGUGGUUUUUAUAUGGAAUGGUGCAGGGGGAAACAGUUGGUUUCUUCAACAAUCAUAUUCUGCUUCUUCUUAAGCUGGGUUAAGACGUUAAUCUUCAGAGCCGAAAACCUUUAAACAAGUGACAUGCAUAUCUGUUUAAUUUGACGAACAGCUCCUCCUCGUUUUACAAAGAAACCUCCGUCUUCCAUUGUCAUCAAGGAUGGUAGCAACAUGACAUUCAGUUUUUCAGUAUCCGGGUACCCAAAACCCAAGCUAACGUGGUCUAUGAAAACCAAAACCCAAGAAAACCAAACGCGUUUCAGGGUACUCGCUGACAAGUUUGAGAUGAGCGAUGUCCGCUUUGAGGACGAGGGAUUAAUUACAAGCCGCGCCGAAAAUAUGUUUGGUAUUCAAGUGACCGAAGUAAAAAUAACUGUUAAAGGUGAGUAGGCAUAAAUUAAGCGUGUGACACUUGAUGCAGACAGUCAGUAUAUCCUCAUGGCUGCGGAUUGUUUCUCCUAAGAAAUGAUGGCAUUUUCAGCACGUUUAGCACGUUUUGUCCUUUUAUGAACUCCUUCGUGAUUGUCCAGAGACUUACGACUGCCACUUCUUUAGGCAAGAUUUACCCCGGCGCUUCAUUUUGUUAUUAGGGAGCUUUAGCAUCGACGACGGCGACAGCAGCGAAAAGGUCACUUUUAAAAUGAAUUCGCGUUUUUUCAAACUUUUUCGCGUUUAUUCCAAUUCACUGAAAAUGUGAAAUGUGAGCGAAUUUCCUUGGAGUUGAUUUCUGGGGGACCGGACUCACGCUUAGAAAGAGAAAAGAAAAUUUGUCGUCUCUUGUUUACGUUCUCCAUAAAUCGUGAAAGUAGGCAUUUUCGCGUCGACGUAGUCGUGCAGUGACGGCAAAGAAAUGUACAAAAAAGUGUGAUGCACGUGCAAAGUUGUUGUUUUGCUAAUCAAGCCUAUUGAUUUUUUGCCGUUCUCGUUGCCGUCGCCGUCGUCGUUGCUAAAGCUCCCUAUUCUACCCUGCAGGUGCGCCGAGGUUCCCCAAUUCUCCUCCUGUACAAGUGCAUGGCUACUUAGGUAAAGAAACAAGGAUUCAAUGUGACCCCCUAGGGGACCCCACCCCCAAGAUUGAAUGGACCAGAACUCCCUCAGCACCACUCCCUCGAGGACGCAGUGAGGUCAGACAAGACGGACUUUUUUAUUAAAAACACAGAGAGUGAAGACGAUGGCAUCUACACAUGUAUCGCGGCCAACGAAUUUGGAAGGGUCAUUCAAGGGGCAUACCUCAAAGUCAACUCAUUCAGUAAGUGAUAAUGUCAAAAGCCCGUUAGCUUUUCCUUUAUAUUCGAACUCAUCAAGUAAGAGGAUUUCCUUAAUUAUUAGGUUUUAGUUUUGUGCUCUUGUAGGCUUUGUUAACUUUAAGUUCUUUUAAUAGCCAUAAUGGCUCUUGCAGGCUUUGUUAACUUUAAGUUCUUUUAAGAGCCAUAAUGGCUCUUGGUACUUUGGUUCUGUCGUCGGGUUUGUUUUCGUGACUAAUCGCCAGAAUAUGCUUGAUGCUUGUUUAUCCAAGUUAGACCGGGCUAAUUUUCCAGUGGCUAAGCACUUUUAACUGAUGAAGUAAAUAAUGUUACUUUUUUAGUAAGAGUGUUUAUAAACAUGGAUUUUCCCAUUAAAUUUCGGAAUUAUAUGUAAGAGGAUAUUUGGCAAAACUCAAUACCAGGCAACAGCCACUGUUCGUUUAAGGCUGGAUCAGUGCAUAAAAUUGAUGAUCUUAAUACGCCUACAAUAUAAUAGUCUUAAGUACACGGCUUACAUACGUUAUAUCAAUACCCAGAACCACCUGCGUUUACCACACCAGGGAAUCGGUCCGAGUCAACUGUUCUGCUACAGGUGCUCCUCUACCAAACAUCAAACUUUCCAUUCAACCGGCUCUGCAAGGUCAAAUGCAGGCUGAAAUGUAAACCGGAAACGUUGAGACCCGGAAAUAGGGAAAACCGGAAAUGCGGAAAUCCGAAUCAUCCGGAAAUCGGCAAAUCUGAAAUCAAUCAGGAGCCGAGGGCAAUUCCAACAAUUAGAGACAGCUGCAUUCGUUUAGGGCUUCUUUUCGACGUUGAGACACGUAAAAGGUAAAACCUUCCAAACCGGCGUAGCUGUUUGAUUUUCACUGAACUGAAACGCAGUUCCACGAUCGAUUGCGUUUGGCAAAUAGGUUCCAUAAGAAACAGUAAAUAUCAUUAACCGGUUACAAACAUUCUAUGUGCGCUAACAUAUCACACUUGUGACUAAUACUUUACAGAAGUUGGCUAUAUAUCGAAACUGAAUGCGUCGAGAUCUAGGAAACCGAGCCAGCUCGGUUGUCUGGGCUUAUUAGUAUAGACGGUCCUUGAUAGUCGCUUGUUAAGAGCGGAUAAAUAGUCCCGGCCGGUGAGUAAGUUCACAAGAAACCGAUCAGGGAGGGGAAGGCUUGAGUGAAUGGGAGAAAGCCUUCUUCAAAUUUUACUGAUCCUCUUCCUGAAUCUUCUCCCAUCCCUCUGACUCUUUUUCCAACAGGAACUAGAUUUUCCUCCUCCGUCUCCUCCCAAACUUUACCUAAUUCAUUACUGGCACUGACUAAAAGAUUGACCAAUAUUUCAUUCAAACUUCUAGUAAAUGCGCUUUUGAAACUGCUGGUAUGCGGCCAUAUUUGAAUCCCAUGCUGAAACUACCGUAAAAUUCCGAAAAUAAGUCCCUCCAUGUAUAAGCUCCCCCAAACUCGUAACACAAAAAACCCUCCGUGAAAUCGCCCCUCCCAAAAUAAGCCCCCCGGGGUCUUGUACUUGGAAAAUUGCCCUCAAAUACAAAGUAAAACAAAGCAAAAACGGUUAAUUUCUUUCCAGCUAUAAGCUAGCCCAAUCGAUUUUGAAACGCAAACUUCCCUCCUUACAUAAGCUCCUACGAAUAUAAGCCCGUCCAAAAAUAAGCCCCUCAUAAAGGGCCUUUGAAAAAUAUAAGACCCGGGGCUUAUUCUCGGAAUUUUACGGUAUGUCACGUUUCGAGAUAAAUAGCUGGGUAAGAAAGAAAACAAAACAAAUGUCCGGAGGUGAGACUUGUCCGAGAAUGAAAACAUCAUCUUUAAGCAGAUUUCGUUUUGGGUCAGAAAACCAAAUUUAUCGACAAAUGUAGGAUUAUUUUUUCGACCAUUUAACGGUGUUUUGUAGCUAAUCUUAAAACAAAGUGUCUUAGCGCCUUUCUUGGCCAUAUUGCAUCGGAUUUUUGGUCUACAAAAAGGGUCGCCCCUAGGACUUGCCAAUAGUGUUACCAUUCGGUGUUAAUAUUGGUCUUAAGGACUAAACACGCAUACAGAAUUAAAUCCUUUCUUAAAGCUACUCUAGAUUAAAUGGGAGUUUCUUGUAACCAUACCCUAUAAUCCAAAUGACUUUCCUCUGCUCUUCUCCCUUUAUCCGCUAUCCAAGUUAUCCGUGAAUCAAAAAAAUGACUCAGUUAAGAUUGAGGCCCAUUUUUGGAGAAUUUCUGGAUGAUUCUUCGAAUGUUUUUAACGUAUAAAAAUUAGGGAGGAUGUUAAAAAUGUUGGAAAAGUUGGUAGAUAUUGGAUUUGGGGGUUGUUAGAAAUUAAAAUAUGAAGUGAAUAAUCAGAAGAAAAAUUAAUACCAGAGACUCCAACAAGGAGUGCCUCUGAACCCAUUAGCGGACUAACUGCGCUUUAUGUGCAUACCUUUUCUACUCUUAUUUAUUUCUUUCUCAAAUCACCAUCAUUUUCCCCGAAAAAAAAACAACCAGAAUGCCCCCUUAAAAAGCGACUGUUAAGGACCGUCUAUACUAAUAAGCCCAGACAACCGAGCUGGCUCGGUUUCCUAGAUCUCGACGCAUUCAGUUUCGAUAUAUAGCCAACUUCUGUAAAGUAUUAGUCACAAGUGUGAUAUGUUAGCGCACAUAGAAUGUUUGUAACCGGUUAAUGAUAUUUACUGUUUCUUAUGGAACCUAUUUGCCAAACGCAAUCGAUCGUGGAACUGCGUUUCAGUUCAGUGAAAAUCAAACAGCUACGCCGGUUUGGAAGGUUUUACCUUUUACGUGUCUCAACGUCGAAAAGAAGCCCUAAACGAAUGCAGCUGUCUCUAAUUGUUGGAAUUGCCCUCGGCUCCUGAUUGAUUUCAGAUUUGCCGAUUUCCGGAUGAUCCGGAUUUCCGCAUUUCCGGUUUUCCCUAUUUCCGGGUCUCAACGUUUCCGGUUUACAUGUCAACCUGCAUUUGACCUUGCAGAACCGGUUGAAUGGAAAGUUUUUUCGAGGUUGUAGCUCUGAAAUCUCAAUUUUCUGAUCCAAAAUGAGACCUGCCUAGUUGAUUUUCUGAUUCUGGAACAAACUUUCACCUCUGAACGGUUGUUUUACCGAGCUAUUUAGCUCGAAACGUGACACAGUUUCACCUGUUUGGAGCUUCGGAUUGUUAGCAUGGGAUUCAAAAAUGGCCGCAUACCAGCAGUUUCUAAAGCACAUUUAGUGGAAUUUUAUGGAGUCCGGCAUCUCAGGGAUUGGAAUAUGGCUCAAUUUGCGAGUCAGUGCCAGUAAUGAAUUAGGUAAGCCGUACUUUUGACAAAAUCUGCUUGAGGUAGAUGCGUUACGCUAAAUCUGAAAAUAUCGUAUUAGCUCGCAUACGCGUUGGUACAAACCGUCAUAACUUUUAAAAUACUGAAAUCGUACAUGGGGUUUUGUAUAUUGUUGAUAACAGAUGGUCUAUCUUUGCGUCUAUUUAGUUUAGAGCUUUCAACUAUGUCCCAAAAGUCAGAAAUAAGCUUUUAAAACAGGGUAACUUUUGGCCUUCCGCUCCAAGCCAAUUAGUUGGGGUCAUAGUUUGCUUGAUUUCGUCUUUCCAGCUAAACUUAGCGGAUAACUAUUACUUUCAGGAAAAACUAGAGAUGUUUACCUUUAAAUAGGUAUAAAAUUCAUUGGUAGAUGGUGCAAAUCAAACAUUUCACAGCGCCGCAAAAACUGCCAAAUUGUCAGUUUUCAAGACGUGCAAAAUGGCCGUGGCGGGACAAAAUACUCGGCACCCCCCAGCGCGGCCAGAAAAUUAUUUUGAAUCAAAGCAAACCUAUUUUAGUUAUAGUCUCGAUAAAGCCUUUCACUCGCCAGCGUUUCAGACAAAAUUAUUUUUCACGCGAAAUUGAGUGGGCGGUUUUUACUGAGACAGCCUCUUAAGUCUCUGGCGAAACCUGCACUAUUUCUACUUACAUUUAAUGCUUCCUUGAACAACCAUUGGAAGAGGACCUUGUUCGUCAUUGUCACUUACAUGUAAACAAUCCUUGAGAUGAGCAGAAGAUCAGAGAUAACGCUGUUUUUAUUUUUCUUUAAAGUCCUCUCCUAUCUACCCGUUCCACCAUAGAAAGGAAAAAGUUAUCUUGAUUCAUCAUAGACUGGUUCUGUGACGGAAAUUUACAUUUUUGAAAUAAUAGAGUAUAUACAACGAGAAAUUUUUUUGGUAUUUUUUUGUGGUGCCAGAACCGACAAAGCAAGCAUUUGUUCUGUCCUUCUUAAUCGCCAAAAUCUGUAAACCGAAUUAAAUUACAAUAGAUACGUUCAAGAGAAAAAACUUGCUCUCGUUAGGCUAUGGCCGGAGAACCUUAGCGAACUGAUCAGCCCACAUAUGGCUUCACUCCCGUGAAUCGAAACCGAGCGAGAUUGAUGGAAAAAGAAGUCUUAUCACUGAGUCAUGACUCCUUUAAUUUUUUUUGCAUAUUUGUCAAUCUAAGAAGUUUAUACUAGAUCAGAACCAGUUUAACUGUCUUGGCUGUUUUUUAGUCUUACCCAGCUGCGGUGACCCAGGCAAACCAAACAAUUCAGCUGUUGUUAUUCAGAGCCAGAACCACUGGGCAGCGCAAUAUGUCUGGUACUUUUGUAAUCCAGGAUACACUAUGAUUGGUCCAGCUAUCAAAAGAUGUUUUCCAAGCGGAAAUUGGACUGGAUAUACACCAAGAUGUGAGUGAUAAAUAAAAUAAGAUUGAUGAGCAGCGAUCUGUACUAUGAGACCCCGCCUAUACGUCGAACUUGUAAAACUGAUUUCAUUUCAUGUCUUCCUUGUUAAUUUGAGAUAUUGUUUCUGAUUAAAUUCAGUAAGAAAAAAUUUUACAUACUAGACCGUCAUAGGGAGGGGUGGGAGGUUUUGAGCCAUGUAGCUAUGGUAAACAGCGAUUUCUGGACAAUCAGGUACUUAAAGGGGCUAUGUCACCCAACACGCAUGCGCGAGCCAAUGAAAACAAACUUGAAAAAGACAGCCCAACUUUUUCAAGUUGUGUCGGAGAUUUUGGAAGGCUGUUUUUAUCUGUCUAAAUCUCAGCCAUCGUUCGAUAGUUAGCGAAGUUUUGCAUUAAGAAUCAUUCUAUGGUGAUUACAGAACAAUUUUUUGGCGUUAUUUUUAAAAUUGUUUGCCUGUGGAAUGUUUUUACGUGGAUUUACUGUGUCCUCUUAUCAGCGGCCGUUGUAAUGGCAGAGUUAAUGACGGCUACUCCACAAUGAGUGAUGGAAUCUUUGAUGGAAUCUUCCCUAUAGUUCACAGGACCUUUCUAUUGAGUUAUUUUAGAGGCUGCUGGCUCUUGGAUUUUUCUUGUGCUCAAAGUAUGUGGACAUAUAAUGAAGCGGCUAUCGAGUUGGCGGCGGCCGUUUUUUGUAAACGAUUACAAGAGCAUCAGGCCAUGAGUUUCGUGACGAAACUAAACUCCUGGCGAAGGAAACAUUCUAAAAUUCGGCUAGAUUCCUUCUUGUAUUUAUCUCGAUUCACGGCAAAGAUAAACACGACCGUUUGCUCGUCCAGAUUGUUCUCAACGGACUUAGAGAGGCACCUUAGUACGAGUUAGAUCCUGUAAAUGCCAUGUUUUUGAACUGUUUGUGUUGGAGCAUAAUUUUGGAAAAUAGCAGAGUUUGCUUUCCCUUUUUAUCAACGGACUGCUUAUAGUGGAGUAGUAUACCAAUGAUGCUGGGUUCUGUUUUUCUCGACGUCUCAGUGAUUCGGCACGAUCGAACAAUUUUGCGCGAUAAUGUAUGUUUCCCUAAGAUCAAAACAAAGACUUGGUCUCUUGUUCUAUCAGCAUCUAAAUUAUAAAAUCAAUAGCGACAGACAAGUCUAAUUGUUAGUGAUUUGAAACAGUCUUGGUCUUUAUCUUCGGUCUAGCGUCUUUUGUAGCUCGUUUGUAAAAUACAACUUCCAUUUAUUUUGUUGAAUAAGACAAUAUGUUGUUGUUGAAUUUUUGUUUGCGCUCUAUUUUAUGAAUGGCAUGCGUUUUUACUUCAAAACUACAAGUAAAAUUGUCGUCGCAAUUUUAUUCUUGAUCUAGCAUAACCAGAGAAGAAACGUUCCAUAAAUUCUAUCGAAAUAUCCCUUAUCUAAACCCAUUUCGCUAAACCUCUCUGAAAUUCGGAACCUUGGACGUGACAGAGAACAUGAAGAAAGUCACGCGUUAAAAACGAUAGAAUUUUGACAGUUGAAAGUAAUUUGCAUAACCUCACAGCGCACAUGGAGAAAGUCACGCGUUAAAAACAAUAGAAUUUUGACAGUUGAAAGUAAUUUGCAUAACCUCAGAGCGCAUGCUCUCCAGCUGACAUAGCCCCUUUAAGUUAUGCAUAGUGGUGAAUUGCGGAUCCAAACCCUCGAUAGACUAUAUAUAAUCAAUUCUACGAUAACUUUUUGCCUAUAGAAACUAAAAUGUGAAUGGACAAUAUACUUGAUGAGAUGCCUCCACACAGCAAGGGCGAAAGCUGUGUUGUUUGUUUAUAUCCUUGUUGUUAUUCAAGAACAUGAUGUUCGCGAUUCUUGUCUAUAUAACCUGAGUGUCGAUGAGUGCUCUGAACACUGGCUUUUUUUAAUUCAACAACAAUAGCUUAAUUAAGUCUUGUAUAAAUAACAGCUAAGAAAAGUAAUUUAAAAUUAUCACCUUCAGGUGAAUGAUGUGGACCAAUGACAACUUGAACUCUCGGAACGGUUGAAGUUAUUCAUUCUUUAGCGAAGGGAGCCUUAAAAGCCAUCGCCCGGUCUGAAUAGGGUAGAGUUAAUAUGCAGAAUGGAUGACUUUUACCAUCCUUUCACCCUAUUCUUUAGGUACGGAUAAGCUGGAAUGUGAGCGAUAUUGGACCAUAGAUGACCCGACAAGACGUUAUGGUGUUAGGUCAGGACAAACCAAGAGCGACAACUAUCAACAAAUGCAAUUUGCACGUAUACGUCCGGCUAUUGUUUAUAUGUGAUGCUUUAAAUGCCGGAUCAUUGCAAGGAAGUCAUCCAUCUGUUGAGGAAGGGGUGGUAUCUCGGAAAGUGUGUUUCGGUUAUUAUCAAAGUCGUUACAGAUACGGCCAGAAGCAAAUUAACACCUGUUGUAAGCAAAGUAUAUAUAUAAAGGUUCGCAACUGUGGUUCUUUCUAUGUCUACAAACUGAAGCCCACGCCAUCUAAUAGCCGUUACUGUACGCAAUAUUAGGGAACUUAAGAUAGAGACGUUUUCGGGGCGACGGCAACUUCAACCGGACGUGACAUCAUCAUUUGUUGGAUAUUGCGCAUGCUCGUGCUCACCACCUUGCCGUCGUGGUCCCGUCGGCGACGUGAAACUGGUCUGUUUGGCGUUGUGGCGAAAACGUGAGUAUUCAACUUUCAUUUCAAUCAGGUUUGUUGCGUUUAGCAACCAACAUUUUGCAGAUUAUCGUUCUUAAAUUGUCCUUGUUUUCUUUGAGGCACAUUUCAAGCUCGAUUUCCAAGCUCUGUUAUCUAAACUUACAUCUUUGAAUGUUUCUAUGUUUUCAUGUCACAGGGUCAAGAUCCAACUUGGCAAACAGCCAACCGUAAGUGAGCUUGACAUGGGACAAAAUUUUCCCACGAGCCAAAUAAAAGUGUCCAGACAAAAAAUAUUAACUCCGAUAUUUCAAUAGUGUGUUUUUAGUUCGCUCUUUUCGUUAGAAUAUCGUAUAAAUGAAACGCAUUGAAAAUUAUAUAGAAUAGUCGGUAAUACCUUGUACUAACUCCGCGUGGGAAUACUGAAAUAAAGUUGUUGCCGUUGUUGUUGUUGUUGCAUGCAAGUAUUUCCCGGGAAUUAUUUCAAUACCAAACUAAGAAUACGGUUCCUUGGUAGCAUUUUAAUGUUCCUGUAAUUUGCAAGGCUUCGGCAAGCCUGUGGAGAUCAUUUUUUUUCAACACGAAAUUCUGCCUUGAACUCAGCUGCAUCCCGCAUGUUUUUUAGCGUGAACGGAUCGUAACUGUCCCGAGGAAAAUCGGGAUUUUUGGACUCAUAACUUUCCCACAAAACGAGAAACUCUUCAUCCGAUACAUGUUGUCUGCAUAGCAAUAUUUAUUCUCUUAAUUCUUUAUGUGAAGCCAUAUUUUCCUCUUCGGUAUUCUUCUAAUUAAAGGUGCCGUCCUUCUGAGUUCACUGCGAUCUUAAUGUUCUAUUUUUGACGGGGAGCGACGGCUGCCUUAGUUCCAGGCUUUCUCUGCCAGUCCGGUCGCCGUCGCCCCGAAAACGUCUCCAUCUUAAGUUCCCUAUUAACUGAGUCCACGGGAGGCGCAAGCUCAGUAUUAGAGUUUAGUCAUUUAAAUACAUGUGUAUGGUUUCAUAUUCAUGUGUAAUCCUUAAAAUGGCCGUGAACAUAAAGGAUUUGUAUGAGAAUUCAGGUAAAAGAUUCAAGAAGAUAGACACUCGCUAGAAUUUUCAAUAUAAUACACCUUACCUUAAUCUUUAAUCUUUAAUCAUUAUUUAUACACGGUAAAAAAAUCACCCGGUACAAUAAAUUCCAAUACAAUGACUAAUAUCCUAAAACCUAAAAAUCCUGAUCCAAAUUUUACGUUAACUUGCAACAAUAUGCCACUAAAAAACCUGAUUUCCAUGAGUGCCGUGUUUUUGAAAUUUUUGAUAUGAAAGCGUUUAAAUUAAUUUAAUGAACCAGACUCUCUAAUGUUACAGGGUAAGCUGUUCUAAAGGGUUGCGCCGCUGUUAACUAAAACUAUUUUUCAUGUAUUUAGUUAGUUCUUGGAAAGGGGACAACAAGUUUGUUUACCAAGUCCCUCAGAGAAUAGUUUGAUUCAUUUCCCUUUAUAAAUUUAGACGUGAGAUAUUCGGGAACCAGACCCUUUAAAGACUUGAAAACCAUUAAGACGUUCUGAAUUUGACGUUAUGAUUUCAAGUCUUUCCAGCUAAGUUUGUGAAACAAGGAGUCGACAUCUACAUCAUAGUUUGAUGAAGUUAUUACUCGUGCAGCACGGUUUUGUUGUAAUAAUAAUAAUAAUAAUAACAAUAAUAAUAUUAUGGUAGUAUUAGGUUUUUAUGGCGCAUUUAAAGAAUUCUCAAUGCGCUUUCAAUAGUAAAUAUUAGGUCUAAUUAAAACUAUAUAUUAUUAUAGUAAUGAUUCCUGAAAAGAAAAGCUUUCAAAUGUUGCUUAAAAGUGGAAACAGAUUCAGAGUUUUUUAUAUGAUCAGGUAGACUGUUCCAGAUUAUCGGUGCAUAAUAUGAAAGUGAGCGGUGUCCAUAAACCACGGUAUUAACAGAAGGAACUUGUAAAAGCAAUCUAUUAGAUGAUCGGAUUAAACGAGCCGACUGGUAUUUGAGAAGGAGUGAAGUCAAAUAGUAGGGAGCUAAAUGGUUUAAUUAACAAUUAAUGAAUGUGGCUGGGUAUCUUAUGAAGAAUUAUGGAGAUCGAGGAGGGUGUUAUCCGUCGAGGCCGUAUACGUAGGCCGAGGUGGAUAACACCCUCCGAGAUCUCCAUAAUUCUUCAUAUGAUACGAAAGCCGAAUUCAAUAACUGUUUUAUUAUUCAUUCGAAAUUAUUCCUAGUUUAAAAACAUGGCUAAAACAUGCUUACCUCCAUCGAUCCAUCGAUGUUAAGUUCAUCUUCGAUAGUGCACGUUUAGGUUUGUCCAGCUCCGCAAAUAUUCUCCAAAUAGCAGAUGUCGUCCUUCGAUGUUGUCUUCUUGCUGAUCUUGCCAUGUUUUUAGCUAUUUUUUCGCCUAGUUCUUACUCUUGAAACGAGUGAAAUGUCCGCCAUUUUUCAAGUUCACAAUCAAAACAACUCAACCUCGUCCCCAGGUCUUCUCGGUUAACGGUGCCUUGACCUGGGAAGACGCUGCAUUUUUGACGUCAUUUCCUCGUUAAACACAAAAUUCUUCCAAAUUUGGUCAUCAGUAACUGGUUAUGGUGAAUUAAACGUGUGCAAAUGAAUGAUAAACUGUUUUAAACGUUAAAAGCAAUAUUUUACCUGAUAGGAUUUUUUUUUGUUGCUGUUUUUGCUUGCUGUGUGGUUAUUUUCCCGAUCCAUUGCGAUUUAAGCGAUUUUCGAGGAUCAUUAACUAUUACUUAAGAGGUAGAAUUAUUAUUGUGUGCUCAGAAUAACUUUUUUUCUGGUUAUACCCUGUGGUGUAGACGUCUCUGGUCGAUGUAUAGUUAAAUGUAGAUUUCACGGAUGAUCGAUUUUUUUUGAAUUUUUUCUUUAACUGAUGUUUAACAGCUCUAACUCGUAGUUCGAGGAGGCCUAAUCUCUCAUAAGCUCCUAUAUUUUCUGUUAGGUCCACCCGCCACUUUUUUUUCUCUCUUUUCCUUUAUUUUUUGUAAUUAUUGUGUGGCAAAUGAAAUUAAAUAUAUAAAAAAAUAUAUAAGGGUUUCGCGGGAAAAAAUUCUCUUAGCAAUAAAUUGACAAUAACCGAAAUAAAUAAAAGCAUUUAUCGCACCUGCCUUUCGUUCAAUUUUUUUUCCCAAAAACUUUAGGAAAAUGUCAUAAUGUAUGCACUUUCAGCUUAUGUAAACAGGAGUCAUGAAAAUUCCGACGUCCCAUUCUCGCGUGAGUUUGUUUUUACGGGAACCUUUUCUUUCCAAUUUAUUAUUUUAAUUAUUUUUUCUGCAUUAGAAGAAAAAAAAAGGAGGCCAUCCAUAUCAGACGCCAGCGUACAGCCCUAAAUAGAAAUGGGAAUUAUGAACUUGCCGCGAUUUUUAGCCAUUUGUUGUCACGUGACUAAUUUACUAAUUCACGUGACAACAAGUGUUUAUCACUAUCUUCUCUUGCCCCAGCCGCCCACUUGUAAACUCCCUCGCGAGUCAGAUCAGGUGACAAAGUGUACAAUUUCUGAGUGGCAGAAUACUAACCUGUGUUUGAGCCGGCCCGCGCAUCACUUUCUAAACCAUUGGUAAAGUGUCCGCAGCGCAGGCAACAGAGUGCCAAUCUCAGUGCAAUGUAAAUUCCAUGACCGCAUCGCAUGAAGAAUCAACAGACGAGGAAUUUUUAACGAGUUGGCUGAAUGUGCCAAGCAAUUUCAGUACCCAGAGCAAAAUGAUUUUUUUGUAAGGCCCAGUUCAAAUUAACGUCAAUCUUUUCACAGUGUACCGAACGUAAUCCCUUUAUUGACUAAGGGGAUACAUGAAUUAAGAUCGAGUGGUCAACAAAGGAAUUUCGACUGUGGAUCGAACUUCUCAUAUGCCGAACCAAAUACAUAAAUUACUAUUAAAUAAUUUAUUUUCACUGCAGGUAAGCAUAGUAGACCAAUGAAUUUGGUCCGACUAAUUUACUCACCAAGGAGGCCAAACUUGUGUCAUUUUGGUAGACCAAAUCGGGUAUUAGGUCCGGUACAUGAAAAGUUGGACAUUUGAACUGGGCCUAACGAGGCACCAUAUGGUAACAAUACUGAUGUUUCUGGCUACAUUGUUUCCCUUUAAUUUAUAGCAUUUUUUUUACAAUUACUGAGCGAUCGAGUUGCCAGUUUCCGUUCAGACAUAUCUAGGUAGUGCGUCAGUGUUGCGAGUGUGCGUACGUGAUUACCAGCCCUGGCACUCAUAAACUAUAGAAAAAGCGCAAAAAUGUGGAAUUAAGCAUUGCAUUAGAAAAGUGCAGCAAAUUUUAGACCAUCGGCAUGAUUUUCUUUGAAUCCCAAUAUCCAUGACCCGGUGAGUAAUUACAACAUCCACGAUGGGAAUCAUUUUGAAUGGCACAGCAUAUCUCGUAACUCCCUAUUUUACCACGUGUUGCUAAUCAAAUCACUGAAAAACCCACCUAGUCCGUUUCCCUUCCCUGAUUUCAACUGAUAGUCCUGAUCUUGGUGCCGAUUUAAGCACCAAGGACGGUUGGGUAGAGGUGGAGGGGGGAUCGUGAAGAUGCCAGGGGGGUACUCGGGAUUUCAAGUGACGAGGAUGAUCGAAUGGAGCCAAAAGUCAAGACCCAAAAAUUUCCUAGGGCUUCCAGCAAAACCCCAAAAAAUCCCUGGACCAAAAAUUAACCCCCAAAAAAUCCCAUGCCGAUUUUGUGGCCCUUAAAAGUUCCAGAAAGGGGUAAUGGUAAAACACAAAGAAAAACAUUGGAAAUUGAACACUCGUGUUUGUUUAUUCAUCAUACCAUCUGAAUAUAUCCUUUCCCUCAUCUGAUUCUUUUUGAUACCCCCCAAAAAUCCCUACUCAAAUUAAGCUACCCAAGCCAAAUUUUCGUACCCAAAAAAAUCCCGGAAUCGAAAAUUUCAAACCCAAAAAAAUCCUUCGAUCAUCCCCGUCACUUGAAAUCCCGAGUACCCCCCCUGGGGUGAAGAUACAUUUGAUACUAUACUGAGUCAACAACUGAACACAGUCGGCCCACUCCAUUACAGUAUGGAUUAUUUGAAUCUAAGGACCUCUUGCCUCUGGGGGGGGGAGUACUCCCUUACAUUUAUAGGUAACGAAUGUGCUGCCCCAAUGGGUAUGGUUUUUGCGCCUUUUUGGUCUGAAAACGGGUAAAGACUUUGCCUGUUUUUGUCUGAAUUAGGGAAUGUUUUUAGAGGGAAUAAGGGAGUGCAUGAACGUAUUUGUCGUUUCAGUUCCAAAUGAAUAAGAAAGAAGGAGUAAUAUGCGAAUCUUUUUGUUCGCGUUCUAAUCUAAGUAAUGAUGACAUAAUUUCUGCCAACGUUAGGUCUGAAAACGGGCAUGGAUCGAAUUUUGGUUUGAAAUAUUGUCAAGAUUUGGAGAACUAGGCGGCACAUCCCCAGCACUAAUUCUUAAGAACACCUCCCACGGGUAGUGUACAAGUGUUUAUGAUCAUGCGAGAGAUGGAUUAGAAUGAAAAUACAAAUCUGUUGGGAAUUUGCUUCCAUUUAUUUCUUACCGAACUUGUAAAUAAUUGACUUACAAUAACUUAUUAUUGUAUGGUCUGGAAAAUUUUUUUCUUCAGGUCGUCGAUGAUGCAAUCAAUGGAACUGGAAGACUUGUCUGUAUGAGAGGUCAGUAAAAAUUAAUCCAAAAAGCAUCCUUGAUCGGCGUACUGGUCGACACAUCGGUAGAGUGUCUCUGUCUAAUGUCGGUCAAGUAUCAGUCACUGUGGCUGAGAGUUUCCAGUUCGAAACAGAAACGUUACUCUGAGGUUCCCUUUCAGGUCCUCAAGGCCCACCAGGACAACCAGGUCCACGAGGUCAUCGCGGUAAAACAGGACCACCAGGUUUACCCGGUCGUCGUGGCCGUCCAGGAAUGCCUGGCAAAAACGGAUCUCCUGAGAGGAGAGGUCCUCGAGGGAAACCAGGAAAGGGUUCCCAUGUUAAUGUUACCGAGAUUGAAAACCUUCUGGAAAUAUUGAAGACAUACAGUCCUGAGGAUAUAACGUUAUUUGGUGAGUACAAAUCCUUUCGAAAGAUAUUCGAGAUUGCAAAUCACUUUCUCUCGCGAUCCUUUAUUGUAGUAGUUAGUGAGUUAACUUUUUUCUUAUGUACACCCGACAGCUCCGCCUCGAUUUACAAAGAAACCCCCUUCUUUCAUUGUCAUUAAGGAGGGUGGUAAUAUAUCAUUCAGUUUUUCUACAUCCGGGAAUCCGGCACCCAAGAUCACGUGGUCUAUGCAGGGCCGCAGAGAAAGCCCAGCUCGAUUCAGGAUACUAGAUGACAAGUUUGAGAUGGACAAUGUGCGCUUUGAAAACGAGGGGAUUAAUCACUUGUCACGCUGAAAAUAUGUUUGGUGUUGAAGUAUCCAAAUUGAAUCUGACUGUUUUAGGUGAGUCAGUUGUUUAUUUCAAAACGUGGCAUAUCAAGAGUAGGUGACAAACAGGCAAUUUAGGAGGAAGACUUACCACAGUUAAUUACUGCUUCUUCUUCUUUUCUUUCCUUGUAGCUGUAACUAGCUAUUAAUGCCCGUAGGCCAGGAUGGAUCACUGAUGAGGAGAGAGGGAGAGGGAGAAAGAGGGGGGGAGGGGGGAAUGAGCGCACCGUAGGCCUCAGGUUUGUUAGUCAGAUGACUAUCUGGAGUUAUUCACAUAUAUAAGGACUCUUUUUUUAAGCAUCUUCAUAGCUCAGUUAUGUUUAAACGUGUGGUAAGUUAUCGUCUUCCGUCUUUGAAUACGUGCUCCUCAAUGACUUCACUGAAAAGCGUGUGUUUAACCUUUUUAUUGUCUUUUUCCCCUGCAGGAGCGCCAAGGUUUCCCAAGUUCCCUUCAGUAAAAUUGUACGGCUUCUUAGGUACAGAAACAAAAGUGGAAUGUGACCUAUUUGGAAACCCCACCCCUGAAGUUCAAUGGAACAGAUCUCCCUCGUCUCCUCUCCCUCCGGGACGUAGUCAGGUGAAAAAAGACGGACUUUAUAUUAACAACACGAAGAAAGAGGACGAGGGCAUCUACACGUGUCUUGCGACGAAUGAAUAUGGUAUGGUCAUCCAUGGAACAUACCUUAUAGUCAAGGCAGUGGGUAAGUAAGAACUAAUCAGAUUAACUGAAAAGGACCGCAAACGAAUAUGCCGCAGAACGAAGGAUCUCAGAGGAAGACCUGACCAGCAAUAAAUGUACCAAGUUAAGUCGGACUACGAAUGUUCCUUAAUAAUUUCUCAAGUGCACGUGCUAAUAUAGAGCUAAUACUUUGUCCUUUGGCUUACCACAUGGAAACCAUCUAAAGCUGUUGUGUUCUCUUUUAAUUAUAUUAUAAUGAAUAAUAAUGUUGUCAACUUUCGGAUUUUUAUAUAAAUUUAUCUCUUUUGAAAAUGCAUGUUGAAUAGCACACGAAACUUCAAGUUUAAACAGAAAUGCGGAAGUUCACAAUUUUCAUCAAUUUUGAUUUACAGCUAUUCAAGUUAAGCCGUUUCCGGUGGGGUUGGUAAGACUCCCCAAUUCUCUCUUCUACAAGCCACAAGUUAGUAAUUGGCUUUAGUUUUGGUACUAGUUCUUGCUACUAACGGGUUGGAAAUAUGAUCUCCACUCAGAACCUCCAGUUUUUACCGUAACACCACCUGAAGCAGUCAACAUAUCCAGUCUAGGGGAACCAGUCAGAAUCAAUUGCUCAGCUACAGGCUCCCCUCUGCCCAAAAUCACCUGGUACAAGAACAAUAUUACCCUACCUGCGGACAUUUACGUCAACGAUGACGAAGUAACUAGCGAGCUCGUGAUUGGUCAACGUAAGCCCUCUCUCCAGAUCACAUAUACGUGUGUUGCUCGUAACUUGUACAACGACGAACUAAAGACAAGCACAAAAAUAGGUGAGGUGUGCUUUUUAAUGCAAGCGUAGUCUUUCCGUCCUCUUCGCCACAAUUGGGAGAUUUCGGUACCCUACGAGAGGAGGUCCUUUAAUUGAUUCCUCUCCAUAAAAAUCAAGGUGCCUUGAUGAGAAGAUCACAAAACCCCGACUCGCAGGUUUAAGUCAAACAAGAGCUAUCAUUUGGGGCUACAUAAGUCCCCUUGCUCUUGCACUCAAUUUAUUUUUUCAACAUCACAAUAUCUGGACUAAGGAAUUUAAUCAUAACCAUUAGAAUUUCCUCAAAUUUGACUGGCCGUGCAUUAAGGGGGCUCUGCUUUCCCCUAAUCAUUGUAUAUAUAGGGUUGUAAUCGGACAAUGUAAUGGGACAGUUGGUUGUAAUCGUAUCGGACACCUGUAAUCGGACAGUUACAUCAGCCAAUCAUAUUAAGUGCACUCAGAUAAAUCCACCAAUCACAGAAGUUAUCACGAUAACCAUAGCCAUAACUACUUACCCUACCAAACCUAGCUUUUUCCAAAAUGGAUCUGGACGAAUUUGUAACACUAGUCAGUGUCUCCGCCAGUGAUAUUUUGCCUAAUUUUGGACAUUUGAUUCAAAUGCUCUUUCACGAAACAGAAUACAUUUAUUUUCUCGGAAAUUGUAACUGUUAUGAUUCAUUGGUAACAGGACUUUGUGUCGUCCAAUUCGGUCUGUAAUCAUAACCAAAAAUCGGAUUUUGUUAAUCACUCGUAUGACUCCACUCAGUCCUGUUUCCCUUAUAAAUCAAUAAAAUUUCCAAUAUAUCAUACAACUUAAAAAGAAGUGAUCUUUUCAUCUAAUUUUCUAGCAGUUACCGCCAGAAGCAAAUUCCCGGGAACAUUCUAGAAAUGUAUUAAUACCCGCUGAUCUACAGCUAUAGAAUUUCUCUAUUUACCACUAACGUCUUGACUGCAACCGUUCAAACGUUACUUCAAACCUUUUCUUUCUGUUUUCUAGUUUUACGCGACUGCGGUGACCCGGGAAAACCAGACAAUGCAGUUGCUGUAAGCCAGAGCAAGAAUUACUGGGCAGGAGAGUAUGUCAGGUACCUCUGUAAUCCGGGAUAUGCUAUGGUUGGUCCAGCGGUAAGAAGAUGCUUGCCCAGCGGCAAAUGGAGUGGAAAUAUACCAACAUGUAAGAGUCAAAGUUAAAAAAUUAAAUAUGUAAAACGAUGAUGAUAAUAAUGAUAAUGAUAAUAAUAAUAAUAAUAAUAAUAAUAAUAAUAAUAAUAAUUCCUCGCGAAGCGAGGCGCGGAGCGCCGAGCCGCGAGGUUUAUAAUCUCGUCGCGCGCGAAGCGCGCGUGUGUCACACAAGCAUCGCAAGGCCAGCGUGAUUUUCCCUUGGCUAUAAAUCUAUCGACUUUGGUUGGUGUCCGCCUUGACGUCAUCCAGAGUAGUGACGUCAAAGCGCAUUAUGGGUUUCCAGGCAACCGAUUGCCAUCGACGACAAAGCUCUGGGUUUUAUUCGUGAAGACGGGUUUUUUCAUCUGUGAAUUAUAACAAUGUUUACGGUCGGUGAGUCACCACCCAAUAUCUCAGGUAAAUAAAAGAGAACAGCAAACUCAACAACGGUGGAUUCAACAAGUGGCUGGAAAUCCUCGCUGGGAAAGAUUUACAAACAAAACUCCGCAAGAGCGAGGACGUCGACUUUAAAUUCAGAGAGAGUAACGGCACAGCGAAGGCAAACACUGUCAACUAGAGACAGAGGUUAUACAGCGACCACAAAAAUGUAAAGAGUUAGCAACAAAAUACUACAGUUACCCUUCAAAAGAAGCCGACGAAGAGAAGGAGCACCGACUGCCGACGUUUCAGUAUUCGGUCAAUAGAAUUCGCAAGGAGAGGCAAGUUUACAGUCAAAAUUAUCUUCUUCGAUGCAACGAUAGGAAGCAAGAAUUACAGCAUCUGUAAAAUCGACACGAGGAGUAUCUUUGCAUCGAGGACAGCCGAUCAGCCUUUUCACCGUUUUACAGUAAGCUUUAUUUUACAAUGUACAAUUUACAACGCCGAUAAUGUGUGACAUGUAGGGAAGCGUUACAUUUUGUAAACAAAAUCCUUACUGCGGGCAAACUUUUUCGUUUAAGCUUACAAUUUUCAAUCAAUUUCCUUCACAAGUAAAAUAUUUAUAUGUAUAGCAGCCUUAUUCAUAAACCUAGCUGUGUCUUUUAAGUCAAACAUGACAAAAAUUUGUUAUUGCUGGCCCCCUAUAUUUUUGUUCCUAUAUUAUUCGAGAAUAACAUCAGUAUUUCGGAUAUCCCCAGAAUAUUAGUGUGUGACACGGUUGCCAUGCCAGGAACGUUAAUUCCUUUCGCUGUUAGGGAAAAUUUAACAGGUCACUCAUAAAAUUUCACUCUUUCAAAGAAGUCAGACAGGGGUGACAUAUUCACAGAAAUAAAACAUUUGUUCCAUUGGCAGAUGAAGAUUGUUUGAAGAAAUUAAACGACAUGCAAGCAGAUAUUUAUGUAGGGUUUCCCAUAAGAUCAAUCCAUCCUGCACUUAGCUUUACAUUCACGAUAAAUGCAUGUAAUACAGGGAAAGUGUUCAUUUGCCUCGUCUCAGUCUGGGAAAUUAAAAAUCUAUGGCUCUGGCACUGUCUCAACAAGCUCAUGCAUGUUUAGAAUUGAGACCAAUGGAGAAACUGAUCACCUUCAACAUAACUUGUUUGUGGACAUUUCAUACAAAUUCACUCUUGCAUAGGGAUUUGUUUCUUAUGCAUGUACACGAAUAACUAUGAACACUUGCCUAACUGGUAAAAAAUUGGUACUUUUUACAAGGAUUCAGUUCUUUAAGGUGAAUGCCCACACAUACAAUGAUCAUAAAUCAUGAUCACUUUAGUAAUUCUCAUGAACAGCAUCCUUAAUGACAUUGCUACUUGUAAUUUUCUAUUUCAGUGAUUAUGUUUGCACUUUACUGUUACAAACAAUAGUUGUCAAGUGUGAUUAUGUACCAAAAAAAGUGCAAGCACUUUUAUAGCUGUAGUUCGCCAAACAAUAAUUUUUUCUCCAAUUAGCAGCAUGUAGUUGUUGUUUUCACUGCAGCAUCAUCUCCUAGAAUUGCCAUCCUCUCACUUCUAUGGACACAUUUAAAACUGAAUAUUAGCCGGCAGUUAUCCACUAUCACCCCCAUUUCCUUUUCACCAUAAUUACACACAUUUAAGAGGGUCAAAUGGAGUGAACAUGGGGGGAUGGGACCUAUGCAGCAUUCGCUAACAACAGCAACCCCAUUUAAAUCUCAGAAGAUCCUUUUGAAAGCCAGAGCACUAGGUUCAAAUUUAAUCCACAGGAGAUUAAGUACAUCUUAGCUUCCAAUAUUAGAUCCACCCUCCCCAGUUACAUGAUUUACUUCAUUUCUCUCCUGUCCUCCCACCCCUUAUGGGCUCCCCCGAGCUUCGCGAGGUUCUGCGAUACACGUAUUUCUAGUAAUAAUAAUAAUAAUGUUAGCAUCCCGUCUGUCUCGGGAGACAAUGUAAUCAGCGCCAAGGUUUAGUCAGUGGUUUAGUUGCAGCACCUUCUUUGGCUGGGGAACAAUCCAAUUCUGGAUCGGCAGGCUCUGUUGCAGUUGUUGCAGAUGAAUUCCGUGUAUGGCUCUUUGGGUACUGAUGCUGCCCAAAGCCGUCUGCGCUUCGUUUCUCUCCUCACACGCCUGAAAGCAAGCCUCCGGUGACUUCGGUCUACAGCUACAGCUUCCCAAGCUGCAGGGUUGAUAUUGCCUGCUUUCAGAUCUCGUUUACAAACUUCUAUGAAACGACGAGGAGGCCCCCUGCAGGUCUGGUUCCAGUGGCAUAGCUCGCCGUAGAGUACGUUCUUAGGGAUCCUCCCGUCCUGCAUGCAGCUGACAUGGCCAAGCCAGCGCAACCGUCUCUGAAUGAGCAAGGUGAACGCGGUAGCUACUCCCGCCUGUGCUAGAAAAUCAUUGUUUGGGAUAUUCAGGUAUUUAACGCCUGGACUGAGUGGUAUGAAUUAUUGAAAAUAACUUCGGCUUAGAUGGUUGCACUGAAUUAAAAUUUGGCACACGUGAAGAACUUGUUGUCCUUAACAUUUUAAAGUACAAAAAAGUAUUGUGUUAAUAAGUCACGCGAUACGUCACGUGACCAUUUUGCUAAAAUGGUAAAUUAUUGACUAAUUGGUUGCCGGUUUAAGAAAAGAAAUCGAGCAAUAACAUUUUUCUAAUUCAUAUUAAAUAUUCUAACACUUCACGUUUGGAAUGAGCGUCCAGUGCACUUCAAUAAAAAACAUAUGAGGGAAAACGUCAUUUUAAAUGCCCAAAUUUAAUCUUGAAUUAUACUUCGCGUACAUUCAUUCCAAACGUAGAAAGUAAGGUAGCUUAUCCUCUUUCAGAGAUGCCAAUUUGUUUAUCCACUCAAAGUAAAUUCUCCACCAAUUCGCCAGUUUUCUUCAUUUUCAACGUUAAGGUACAAGAAAACCUCAAGAUUUACUUUUGUUGAGAAAUCCAUUUUGUCCUAGGUCUCCUAGCGAGAGAUAUUGCUAGUCAUUCAUAUGCUCAGAACACACAUUUAACCCAGGCCUUAAAUCCCUUGAGAUAGCCUUGGCAGCUGAUGCCCAAAAUCCUUCCGAGACAGCGCUGGUGGAUGGUGUGGGGUCUGCGCUUUUGGCGGGAGUAGAGGGUCCAGGUCUCUCCCUAGAGCAACGUAGGACUGGUACACAAAGUCCUCCAUCACCUCGAGAUUGUAGUCGCCAAUGGAGAAGUUUGGGGCCCUGCUAAUAUCUUGGCCAAGGAUGUUGGUCUUCUUGAGACUGUUGGUGAGACCAAACCCGCUCGAAGGAGCUGGUAAGUCGCCUUAAAGCACCCUCAGUGUGCGUGGGCAGUUAGGACAGUGUCGUCUGCAAACAGCAACUCCCUUAUCAGUACUUUCCGAACCUUGGUCUUUGCUCGUAGGCGUGCAAGGUUGAAGAGAUGCCCAUCACUUCUGGUGUGAAGGUACACACCAUCCUCUGACUGUCUGAAGGCGUAAGACAGCAAUAGAGAGAAAAUGACGCCGAAGAGUGUAGGAGCAAGUGCACAGCCCUGUUUACUCUGCUCUUGAUUGGGAAGGGGUCUGAGGUUGAGCCAUCGUACUGGAAUUCAUAUACAUCUAUCACAUUCACCUCUUUAACCGGGCAGGAUUAGCUCUGUCGGUAGAGCGCUUGACUGCAGAACGGGAGGUUCGAUUCCCGGGACCGAACCAACACACAAGGUCUUAAAAUGACUGAGGAAUGAAGGUAUUGCUUUGCCUGCAAAUGGCUAGACCCUCGCGUGGCUCGGAUGACCACGUAAAAUGCUGUGUCAGUGACGAAGUUCUCCCUAUAGUGUAGCUCUUGGUAGUAUUCUGCCAAUUUCUUCAUCAGGUUGCCCCGGUCUGUAAUGAGACGCAGCCAGCAGUCGUUGGCGAGACGGCGAGCGUUCCUUUGGGCAUCGACUUCUUGACUUUCCUGAGUGUAGUACGUUAGUGUCUUAUCAGAAGGCUCCCUCCUGUAGUCGAGCACUGCUGCUCUCUUGCAAAAGUUGCGAUCACUGGCUCGAGCUUUCGGUAAUGCCAGCUUCACAGCAGCCUGUAAACAGUUUGUGUUCUGCCUCUUUUUCUUGCCAACGACGUCCAUGGCCGAACACGGAUAUGGUGCCAUCUUCCCCAGCGCUUCAUGUGGAGAAGUCCCUUAGAACCUCUUCAAUGGAGUCGGCGAAGCCCUCAUGCAGAUCUGGUAUUGCUGUCCUAGCCGUGUUGUAACCUGCGAUCAGGCGUUUUUACUGUUUUUCGGAAGAAGGACACCUGAUCCGAGGUUAGCGCUGUUUUGAUGCGUGGGCGUCCUUUUGUGCUAGGGUUGAGGGCGAACCUUCCUACGCAUCAGACAGUGGUCGGUGUCGCAGUCAGCGCUGUAGUAGCUGCGCGUACUGAGGACACAGUUAAGAAGGGGUCUUGAAGUGAUAAUAAGAUCCAGCUGGUGCCUGAGGCGGAAUCUGAUCUGGGGUGACGCAAGGAUAGUACAUGGUUAGUCUUGGUUGAGACGACGAUGUUGGUAAAGGAUAUUUCCAACCCGCUCAUCUGCUAAGAAAGUGUGCGUAUGGUACUUAAUGCCCUAAAUUUCCGAGUUCUAGAAACAAUCUCAUUUCAAAACGAGGCUAUGUACACUACAAAACCUUUCGUUCAAAAAGGAGUUUUGUUUGCGUGAAAGAAAAAAAAAUCAUUUUUAUAUCUAUGGCCUCGCUCUUAGACUCGCGUCGAAUAAAAGUCUUUCAUAAGUGACUCAAUAUUUAUUGAAAUUCAAUUCCCUUCAUCGACUUUAUUGUUUUGUCGUUUGUUUGUUUUUUCAGGUACAGAAAAACCUGAAUGUGAGCCUUACUGGACCAUAGAUGACAACACCAGACGGAAAAGCUUCACGGCGUCACGAACUAAUAAGAAUGACUACUAUUUGGCUGAAGGAUGGUACAGGUUUAUAUCAGGCAAACAAAUGUCCACAAGUUGUAGUUAUGGAAACAGCUAUUGCGAUACUUCAUAUGCAGGAUGGUUGCAGGGAAGCCAUCCGUCAGUAAAGGAAGGGGUGGUCUCUCGGAGAGUGUGUUUUGGCAAUACUGGUUCACGUGGUUACAGUAGUUACUGUUGUCAAUAUAGUACAUAUAUAAAGGUGCGAAACUGCGGUUCUUUCUACGUCUACAAACUGAAACCCACGCCAAAUCAGAACUGUCGUUAUUGUACUGAAUACUAA
This is a messenger RNA of Porites lobata, 23566 nucleotides long. NCBI's taxonomy places the organism in Eukaryota, Metazoa, Cnidaria, Anthozoa, Scleractinia, Poritidae. The record is from the annotation of a GenBank genome assembly.